ACUUUGUGCGACAGUUCCGACGCACUUUACGGCCCCCCUGCCGUGUUGCGCGGCGCUGGUGGAAGUGGCGGCAGCGCUGGCUCGGCCCCGUCCUUCUCCACAGGCGUACUGUGGCGGUGGGCUCGCGCUGGGAUGAGCGCGCGGUGCCGAGCGGCGGAGUGGAGUCAUGGCCAGCACAGUGGUAGCAGUCGGAUUGACCAUUGCUGCUGCAGGAUUUGCAGGCCGUUAUGUUUUACAAGCCAUGAAGCAUGUGGAGCCUCAAGUAAAACAAGUUUUUCAGAGCCUACCAAAAUCUGCAUUCAGUGGUGGGUACUACAGAGGUGGAUUUGAACCCAAAAUGACAAAACGGGAAGCAGCAUUAAUAUUAGGUGUAAGCCCUACUGCCAAUAAAGGGAAGAUCAGGGAUGCUCAUCGCCGGAUUAUGCUCUUAAAUCACCCAGACAAGGGUAAGCAACUUUUAUUAAUAUACUGGACUGUUAAUGGAAUAGCUAAUUCUUGGUGUUAUGAAUGUCUGUGUGUGAGCAGUUUCCCAGUUGUGGAUCACAUUGUAGUGUCUUAAAUGAAAUUCAGUACAUAUGGUGACGUUCUCUGCAGUGACACCUUGUCUCACCAAAAUAAAGAUAUAAUGAACAACAAUGUAAGAACGACUGUGAUUUGGCAGGAACAGUAAGCACUAAUACCACUUUUAGGUUCUGUGUUUAUGAUAGAAUGUCUUCCAGUCAUGGAGGUGACAGUUCUGCUAGAUAGUUUGGUUGGUUGGUUUUUAGGCCAUCUUGUCACGCAUCCAAGGUUGGCCUAAACCUUGGCCACCCUCCCUCAUCCCCAAAAGCAGGGCUUAAGAAGUGCACCCCAACUCGGCUAUGUUUUCAGUUUUCCUUUUUAGGUUUGCAUUAUUUUUGUUUAGACUCAUAAAUUUAAUUAAGAAAAACUUAAGGGGCCUCUUAACGUGGUGUGGACACUUGUGACAGAAUGCUUGGAAACCUAUGAGCUAUAUUUGCUUUUAUUCAAAUACAGACUUCAAAGUAGCUUUAACUGGUAAAAACAGAUUCUUUGAGCAGACCACAAAGACCUGUUGUCAUGCACAUGAAAUUUAAAUAGAACUGUUUAGUGUGUGACUUCACAAUGUAAGGAAUUUAGCUUGCAGACCUCGAAGUAUUCUGUUCUGGAUGGUAGUGGAGUCCACGUGUACACAUUCUACUAGAAUCCUCUUGACCCCUCUUUGAUAGGGUUAGGACCACACUGCUCCAUCACUUUAGCAAACAGCAAAUCUAGAUGACAUUACAAAGAGUCAGCUAAUAUUGAGAGGAAAACUGAAGCAUUAUAGAAUAGAAAACAGAUAAGUCUUUCAACAUAAGCUUUGAAGCCUAUGGGAAGAACAGUGGAUUAUAUCCACAUAUGCAGUAAUGAGUAAGCUUAGAGUUCUGUAAGUGUGUAUGUGGGAGGAGCCAGAUCCUAUUUAGACUUUAAGAUUUCUUAAAAAUGGUAAACUUUUGUGUGAAAACAUCUCAUUUCCCAUUGAUCUGAUAUUUUACCCUGUAAUUUUGAGACCUAUUUAUAGUAUCAUAGUUGCUUUUUAAUGAAGAUACCAUUUCUGUUACACCCUGGAAUCCUUGAAAUGCUUCUGACAAGACUUAGAAUCUGUGCUCUAAACUGUGUCUCCCCCAUCCCCUUUCUUCUAUAGGAGGAUCUCCUUAUAUAGCAGCCAAAAUCAAUGAAGCUAAAGACUUACUAGAAGGACAAGCUAAAAAAUAAAGUAAUCUGAUGAAUUUUAAGUCCAUUAGUCUACUUAUGAGCAUGUUUUGUAAUAAAAUGCCUCAGAGCUAUAACCCAUGAAAAUUGCUUGGCAAAAGCUAAA
Mus caroli (Ryukyu mouse) is the source of this 1855-nucleotide messenger RNA. RefSeq names its product DnaJ heat shock protein family (Hsp40) member C19 (gene Dnajc19). The record is from RefSeq and is a predicted model, not a curated record. Lineage: Eukaryota; Metazoa; Chordata; Mammalia; Rodentia; Muridae. Gene Ontology annotation, cellular component: PAM complex, Tim23 associated import motor. Gene Ontology annotation, biological process: protein import into mitochondrial matrix. Gene Ontology annotation, molecular function: ATPase activator activity.